CAGCCGCAAAUGUUUGCAAACAAAACAUUGAAUCGCUUUGAGCAACAGCAGCAGCAACAGUAAGUAAUGAACUGGACCCCGGGUAAAAUCGUUGGAACGGUAAAACCAGCCGAAGCUUCAGUCGCACCGGUUCCUGUUGCUGCUCCCAUCAUCGUGCCAACAGCACAGGUUUCAUCGGAAGCAGUUCCCAUUGGCAAGGGAGGUGAUCCCCAAUCGGAAGAUGGAAAAGUUUCACAAUUAUUGCAAGGAACCGUUCAAAAUUCACAGCUGACCGGUGCGGAACGAAUCGUGGGAACCAUCAAACUAGCCGGCAGUGAUCAGCCUGGUGUGAGUUCGGAAGAGUUGACGAAGCGUGCUAUCGAAGAAAUCCACCGGGACGUCCGGAUAAACCGGGUGCGGGCCUCCCAGAUCGGUGCCCUCGGAUGGCGGCAAUGUCCGCUGAACAAAACCAACAAACAAUUUCUCAGUCGAACCAUGUCAUCGGUGAUUCAGCACAACAAACGUCAGGUGGUACGUAACUUCCAUUCAUCGACACGGAAGCUGAUCGAACUGGACCGGAGGGAUGAUAUCCGGUAUCGGCAUCGUACGAAACGUUCGCAAACCGACAGUGCCCGAACCGAACGGGUCGUUAUUGACGAUGAACUGGAGGAUGGGGAAGUGAGGGAUUGAGGACUGUGUAGGUUUAGGAUUUGGAAUCGUUACAAAGUAUUAGGAAUAAAAAAAAAUGACCUCACUCUAGUUAACAGUAAGGUUCGAUGGAGUCUGAAUUCUGUAGGGAUUUGCUGUCGUAGUGGAAAAACAACGCAGAUUUAGUAUAGUCGUUUUGGGUUUAUGUUCACUGAAGACAUUUCAAAAUACAUGAUUUUUUUUUAA
Malaya genurostris is the source of this 873-nucleotide messenger RNA. RefSeq lists its product as uncharacterized. The transcript has 2 exons. Bases 67 to 669 code for a protein of 200 amino acids. Lineage: Eukaryota; Metazoa; Arthropoda; Insecta; Diptera; Culicidae. The record is from RefSeq and is a predicted model, not a curated record.